Messenger RNA from Abrus precatorius (Indian licorice), 1546 nucleotides. Its product is annotated as purine permease 1-like. The transcript is spliced from 2 exons. The record is from RefSeq and is a predicted model, not a curated record. Gene Ontology annotation, molecular function: purine nucleoside transmembrane transporter activity. The coding region runs from base 116 to 1198 and encodes 360 amino acids. NCBI's taxonomy places the organism in Eukaryota, Viridiplantae, Streptophyta, Magnoliopsida, Fabales, Fabaceae. Gene Ontology annotation, cellular component: membrane.
AGCUCAAAUAACAUGUAACCAGCAUUUCUCGUCCCUAGUCAAUUAAAACAUUUUCCUUGUUAGAAAUAUUGCUCGUAGAGAAGGGGAAAAGCAUCGAUCUAGCAUCUAAGUCACCAUGACAGAAGCACAGAGAAAAGAAGAAGAAAAGGAAAAGAAAAGAAAGAUGAAGAGAAUCGUUCUAGUGGUAAACUCCAUCCUCCUAGCAAUAGGCACUUCGGGUGGCCCAUUAGUAAUGCGUCUCUACUUCAUCAAUGGUGGCAACAGAAUCUGGCUCUCUUCCUUUCUCGAAACCGCUGCCUUCCCUAUCAUUCUCAUUCCCUUAACCAUAUCUCACAUCUAUCAUUAUCAUCGUCACGUCACCAAACCUAACCUUAUUUCUAUAAAAAUCUCUUUAUUCUUUUUCUCCGCCGUCAUCGGAAUCCUCACCGGCCUCGACGACUACCUCUACGCAUGUGGCAUAGCGCGUCUUCCCGUGUCCACUUCAUCGUUAAUUCAAGCUUCGCAUCUUGCUUUCACUGCAGUCUUUGCGUUCCUUUUGGUGAGGCAAAAGUUCAGUGCCUAUUCGGUGAACUCGAUCCUGUUGUUGAGCCUUGGAGCGGUGGUUUUGGCGUUGCGUUCCAGUGGGGACCGUCCGAGUGGUGAGUCGACUCGGGAGUAUGUGAUAGGUUUUGUAAUGAUAGUUGCUGCUGCGGCUUUGUAUGGGUUGGUUUUGCCGUUGAUGGAGUUGGUGUAUAAGAAGAGCAAGCAAGAUGUUACCUAUACUCUUGUCAUGGAGAUUCAGCUUGUUAUGUGCUUCUUUGCUACUUUGUUCUGCACUGUUGGGAUGAUCAUAAACAAUGACUUUCAGGUGAUUCCGCGAGAAGCGAGAGACUAUAAGCUUGGGGAAACCAAGUACUAUGUUGUGCUAGUGGGGAGUGCUAUAAUGUGGCAGUUUUUUUUCUUGGGAGCAAUAGGGGUUAUAUUUUGUGCCUCGUCUUUGUUUUCUGGUAUUAUAAUUGCUGCUUUUCUACCUGUGACGGAAGUCUUGGCUGUUAUUGUAUACAAAGAGAAUUUUCAAGCGGAGAAAGGGGUUGCUUUGGUGCUCUCUCUUUGGGGGUUUGUGUCCUACUUCUAUGGUGAGUUUAAACAAGACAGGAAAAAGAAAAAGAAUCGUUGCCCAGAAAGAGAGUUGCCUCUUAGUCUUCCUCCAAAUACAUGAUUGCAAGUAAAGUUGUCGUUAAUGGAUUUCACUAUCUUCUUUUGAGUUGAAUUGUCAAUAUUGAAGGCUAGCUUUGGCCCCAGCUAGAGAAAAACCACAAAAUGACAAAGCCAUUUCUCACCCUUUUGAGAUAUGGAUACAUCUGUCCAUGUCUUGAUUGAUGAUAGCAUUCCCCUGGUCAAUUUGUGCUUGGAAAUACCGGUUCUAUCAAUUGUAAUUUGUAUUGAUAAAUAUCAAACAAAGUCCUUGGUGUUUCCAAUUAAUAAAAAUACUGUUUUCGAAUUUGAUGUACUACUAAAGUAAAAUUAUUUACAUUUAUCCAGCAUGGAAUGAUGUUUUAACCCAUCG